Messenger RNA from Sitodiplosis mosellana (orange wheat blossom midge), 1601 nucleotides. RefSeq names its product coilin. The coding region runs from base 89 to 1456 and encodes 455 amino acids. The record is from RefSeq and is a predicted model, not a curated record. Lineage: Eukaryota; Metazoa; Arthropoda; Insecta; Diptera; Cecidomyiidae. The transcript has 4 exons.
GCAAAACAUAACCUCAAAAAACCUGUAACACAAACAUUUGAACGCUUUGCAACAAGAGCUCAUGGUCUCUCUGUGACUUGGUUCAAAAAUGGUCGAUUCCGAUAUAUUUCGCGUUAAAAUCGAGCUGGGAAAUUUCUUCUCAGAUCACAAAUCGAAGGCAUACGUUAGUGUAAAUCGGCAAUGGAAAAAUGUUCGUCAAUUUCAUCGUCAUAUCGGUGAGAUAUUCGAUGUGAAAAAAUUUGUUUUACUUACCAGCGAUGGUGUUUAUUUGCCGGCUAAAGAACACAUUGGCAUUAUCGAAAGUGGUGAUAUAAUCCAUGUCAUUCCGAAGCAAGAUGAUACCGAAUCGGUUGUAUCUGCUGUAUCCGAUGAAAUGGUCACUUUGACCGAGCAAAACAUUAACAAACAUCUGCAUACAAACGAUGGGGCUACGUUCAAAGCACCAAACAGCGUGUCACCAUCGAUUGAAAUCAUUUCGUCCAGAAAAUCGAAUACACUCACUGCUGGCGAUGACGACAUUGAAUCAGUGGCCACAACGGAUACAAAUGGUACCACCGGAUCGAAGCGUAAGCGGGUGCGUCAUCGCAAGAAGAAGAACAAUGCCGCUGCAAAUGAUGAAAAUCAAAUGAAUUUACCAAACAUUGAAGCACAAAGCGGUGACAUUCCAAAGAGCAACCCAUUUGCCCACUCCAAGCCCAAGCACGAUAAAUCGACACCAAAAAGCAACACACAUGUGAGCGUUCAAUCGGCUGAACCUCAAAACGAGCAGAAGAACGAUGAAAGCGGCGGCAAUCAUCAAUCAAACGAAACGAAUCGCAACGAUAUGAAUUCUUCUGGUAACACUGAUGAAUUUUCGGUGCUUGAAUUUCAACCACCAAAAAUCGAAUACACUCGAUCACAGCUUAUGGAUUUUGAAAACGCGGCGGCCAGUGCUCAACCAUUGCAAUUGAACGAAAGCAUCACGAAACUAUUCAAAAGCAGUUUAAUGCGCAAAAACCACCCAGCAAAUUCUAGUGUUGCGAUUGAUAAGGGUGCGGCUAGUGAAACUGGGCAAAAUUUCAAUGACGAUUUCUGGAGCAAAGCCACAGCAAGCAAUGAAGCCAAGUAUCCCGAACUGAAGACAAACGAUAUAUUCGAUUUUGAUUAUCAAACGGCUCUAGCAAAAGCCGCAACGGAUGACCGUUUCAUGUUACCAUUCAGUGCAAGUUCAAAAGUCGAUCGUUGGCUCAAUUCGGGACAAAAUCCAAGCGAAUACGCACACGCCACACGUCAUGCCGAAGCGGCCGUUCCGCCAGUCGAAAAUCAUGAUUUGAAAACAAACACGCCGAGCAUAAUCAAAGCAGAUGAAACUGCAUCGACGGUGUCCAACCACAGCGCAAUCCGUGCCAAACUUCUUGACAAAACCGCAAAACUCAAGCAAAAUCUGCGCAAAUUGACCAACAACAAUCAAGAAUGAAUGAUCAGUUGAAAUUUGUUUCCGCCUUUUUUCGCAUAUAUAUUUCACAUUUCUUUCACAAGAAUGAAUAAUGAAUUUCUCUUUAUAACUAUUUACAUUUCGAUACAUCAAAUUUAUUCUCAAUAAAGGAAGUUUAUAUACCAGA